AUGAAAACCUUUUCGUUUGCUCAAGCAUAUUCAAGCAAUAAUGCCCCGCUCCCUCUCGCUUUCUUUCCCUGCAUUAUCACUUUUUCUCUUUUGCUUCCACCCUGCGCUUCCCUCUCCCAGGAUGGCCUAAUUCUGCUUAAAAUUAAAAAGGCAGAUUGGGGAGAAACUAAUAUUUUGAGUGGAUGGAAUGAAUCUCACCAAACUCCGUGUGGUUGGAGUGGAAUCUCCUGUGAUACAUUCAACACCGAUACCAAAAUUGAUCUCACGGUUCCUUUUCUUUCUAGCAACUUGACAUUUGCUAUAUGUAGCCUUCCUAAUCUAACGACGUUGAUUCUCUCAUUGAAUGAAUUCAGCGGUUCUUUCCCCCACGGCCUCUUGCGGUGCAGGCGUUUGAGGAAGCUCGAUCUGUCGUCAAACCACGGUUCCUUCCCCGACGGCCUCUUGCGUUGCAAGCGUUUGCGGAAGCUCGACUUGUCGCGAAACGAGUUUGCUAGAAGGCUGCCCAGUCGUAUCUCCGAAUUGAGCGAGUUGAGGAAGUUGUACCUGGAUUAUAAUGAUUUCAGUGGCUCCAUUCCUCCAACCUUUGGAAUGCUGUCAAAGCCUGAAGCUCUCUUCCUCGACCACAAUAGGUUGAAUGGGACAUUUGAAGUUCCCGGGAAUUUGAAGUCUCUGGUUAGCUUCGAUAUUGGCAAUAAUGCUCUGCAACCUGGUGUCGUAACGAGAGAGCUUCGGAAUUCAAGGCAACUGCGGAACAUAGGGCUAGAAAACUGUAAGAUUGUAGGCAGAAUCAUUUAUGGGGUAGUAUUCCUUCGGCAGUUUGACGCAGCUGGAUUGGUUGGAUAUGUCGCACAAUCAUCUACGGGGUAG
This is a messenger RNA of Cryptomeria japonica (Japanese cedar), 867 nucleotides long. RefSeq names its product receptor-like protein kinase HSL1. The record is from RefSeq and is a predicted model, not a curated record. Gene Ontology annotation, molecular function: protein binding. NCBI's taxonomy places the organism in Eukaryota, Viridiplantae, Streptophyta, Pinopsida, Cupressales, Cupressaceae. The coding region runs from base 1 to 867 and encodes 288 amino acids. The transcript is spliced from 2 exons.